AUAUCCAUGUGAAGAAAAUCAGGGGCCCAAGGCUAGAGGGUAUUUGAGUAUGAUUAACAGAAGGAGAACGAGAAGGUAAAAUAGGGUAAUAUACUAUAGACCGCUUGGACAGAAAGAGGGAUCAUCCAAGGAGUUUGGGGGAAAAGCCACUAACUAGCUUUAUCUGGAGGCGUGAUGUGCCGUUUAUGGUGGACUUCCAUUCUCUAGGAAUCAGGACAAGUUUCCCAUCUGCCCAAAACACAAGGGUUGAUCAAUUCUUGAUUUUUCAUGAAAAUUUGAUUCUUUAAAGGGUAGAGACAGUGCUAGACCUGAUUCUCAUCGAUAGGGAGGAAUUAAUUGUCAAAGUAGAAGUGAUGGGGAGCCCGGAAGGCAAGUGAGCACUCUAUCUUAGGAGGAAAGGAAAGCCAAGUUGCCAGUUUGGGAGUUGUAUUCUUUCUCAAUGGCAUAAGUAUACAAUGAGAAAAUUGCUGGGAGGUAGCCUGGCAGAAGCAGCUGAGUGCACCGUGGUUUGAAUUUUUCUCACAGACUUAGACGUGACUUGGGGAAGGGUCAUGUAGGGAGUAAAUAAAUAGCAGAGAUGGUAUUUGAACCCAGAUCUUUUGGAUCUAGAGCCAGAGAACUUUUUACAAUGGCAGAGCCCUCUAUUAGGCUGUCUGAAAGCAAAAGAAACUCCAGGUUUGAAGUUGGAAUCUUGCUUCUGUGCUUCAUUGGGCAAGUCAUUUCUCCUCUUUGGGCCUCGAUUUCCUUCUCUGUAAAAGGAAGGGAUUGGACUGAGUGAUCUCUAAAUUCUCUUCUGGCUGUGCAUCCCAGCAUCCCUUGUGAGCUCCAUGAGGGUAUAAUCCAUGUCUUAUUUGGCUUCAUCUAUCUCCCAGUGCCUACCACAAUGCCCUGCACACAGUAGGCGCUGAGCAAGUGUUUGUUUAAUUGAAUUGCACCCUGCCAAGUGAGGCCUCUGGUUGUGAUGUGGCCUAGGGCACUAAGCAACCUGUCACCUCAGAUCACCAUUCCCUGCUGGGGCAGGGACUUGGAGACUCCUGGAGAUGAACUGAUUCUUGUAGAAAGAUAAUGACAAGGUGUGAGAUAGCCAGCCCUACUCCUCUGCUCAUUAGGGCCCUGGCAGAACAGCUGUGGGUUUAAUGAGGCCAAGGCCAGAGUCAGAUGCUAACUGAACAUACAUGUGAAGACAGUGGGUGGGGGGGAAUGACUGUAAUGCUUUCUGGGAAACGGCAGGCCAUAGUCUCAUCUGCCUCCUUAUCUAGCCCAUCCCACUGAAGAUUCACAUUUCAAAUGAUCCCCUGGGAUGGAGAGAGAACAGAAAAAUCAGGCCUGGUAAGCAGACUUUAUAUUUAUAGGGCAUUAGGAGAUACGGAAGCUCCAACACUGCAGAUGGCUCUUUGGAAAGCUAUUUGUCUAGCAUUGUGGGAGCAGAAAUCAUAUUGGAUUUGAAGUCAGCGGACCUGGAUUAGAGUUCCUGGCUUGCCUCUCCUUGUGUCACCCUUUCUGUUCUGCCAUCUGUAAAAGAAAAGAGGGAUCUCCAAGAACUCUUUAUCUAGAUCUUCAUAACCUUGUUGUAAGGGAGAAGCAAUUUUGUUUUCUUAAGAUCUUUUACUGAUUUUUUCUUACCUUGUUAUCCAGAGUGAAUAAACCAGAUCUUAUUUAGGGGAAUGAGAUAGGUCAAAAUCAUGCCUGUGCUUGGAGAGUGACUGACAUGAGACUAUCCCAUCUGGAUCGUGUCCUAUCCCAACAAGAUAUCUUGUAGGGCCAGGAAGCAACUGGGAGUUUUCUGGAAAACCCUUCAGUACUCUGAGGACCUUUGAUUUCAUGACUGUGAAUUCCUUACAAUGUAGCUUGUAGCUCCUGCCCCCCACAUUCAUACUAUUGUGAAGUAGAAGGACAAUUGUCUCCUCCUUUUUUGUCCCUGAUGAUCCCCCUCCCCUUGCAUCCCUCUCAUCUGGAGGCCAAAUAUUCCUAGUUUUAAUCUAGUCCUCCCAGGAGGAUAUGAGGUCCAGGUCUUUCCCCGUUCUGGUUGCCCUCUUCUGGAUACUCUUCAGCUCAUCAGUAGCUCUUAGAACUGAACAAUAUGGUCUGCCCAGAGCAGGACAGUAAAGACCCUUGUUUUAGACACCAUGCCUCUCUUCGUUCAUCCUGUAUCAAUCCUCUUAUAGCUGUCUUUGUUCCUCUUCAUCUAUAAAAUGAUGGCACUGGUCUAGAUAGUCUCCAAGGUCAAUUCUAGCUCUAAAAUCCUGUGGUUCAUUCUAGAUUUGGCUCUGUGUUUUCACCAUGACAUAUAGCUACAGUUCUGAAGGCAGACGAGGAAGUAUGCCAAAGGGCAUUGGAAACUGUCCUUCCUAAUCAGGCAGCAGAGAGAAGUUUUCAGGACAGGAACAUGAGAGACUUCAGGAUAGGUACUGGGAAAAGUUUCCUGUUUUGUAGAGUUGUGAUACACUGGAUUCUCUUUGCAGGGGAAGUUGGGAAAGCCAUUCCUUUGAUGGUUUAAAGGAAACAUUUAAACCAGCAAACUUGGUAAAAACGUUUAAGUGCUUUCUGAGUGCAGGGCAUUGUGCUGGAGAAGAGGAUACAUUUAGCUAACACGUAGAGAGCCCUUGCUUUAAUGGAAGGAAGAUUCAUUUUCAGGGUGGUUUGGGGAAGUUGUAAGAAGUGGGGUGGAGGCCUUAGAGCCCUCUGUACUUCAGAUUUUAAAUCAGAGGGACAACUCUGAGUAGACUUGCUUUGGUGAGCCUGUUACCUGGGUGGGAAAUGGGGAGGAGCCAAGGCUGGUAGGUCCCAUCCCUUGGAGGAAAGAGGUCACCUAUACUCUGCUAGGAGCCAGCUGGUACAUGGCAGCUCCUUGAGGAGAGUCUGAACCAGGAUACUUAAGCAGCUUAAACAGGACACCUAGCCCAGAUUUCUCCAGAGUGUCAAACCAAGGGGGCUAAGAAGAAGCAGGAAGCAAGCUUGGGGUAGGAGUGGAGAUUUCAGGGCCAGAGCAGGAGGUCCUGUAUAUAAGGUAACAUUUGAAUCCAGCUUUGAAAGUAAUCUCACAGAGAAGCAGGGAUGGAUAGAGAGAUGGCCUCAGCCUGCAAGCCCUGGGGUAGAGUCCUGCCUGUGUGCCCUAGGCCACUUUCUUUGACUUAUGUCACAGAGUGGGUGUCAGUCUGCAUUAGUAGAGAGAGUUUCCCAUGCCAGUGAGAUUCCAAGUCCAGUUCUUACCCCCACUUUGAAAAGGCAGGCAUGAGAAGAGACAGGAGAGAUGGAUAGCCUGUGCAAAGUCACAGAGACCGUGACCACUAUCAAGAUGGCCAGCUUAGCUGAACUCCAGAGUAGACCAGGAGGGAUAAUAUAGAAUGAGGCUGCAAAGGGAGGUUGGAAGCAGGCUUUAAAUACCAAACAGAGAGUUUGCACUUGAUCUUAAAGCAAAUAGGGAGCCACUGUGGUGUAUUCAGCAGGGGAGUAAGAUGGUCAAGGUCUGUUAAUUUGCAAUAUCACUUUGGCAGCUGUGUGCAGGAUAUAUUGGAGAGGAGAGAGACGUGAAGCAGGAAGACUUACAGUAGUCUGGGUGAGAGAUGACAAAGGCCUGGACCACUAUGGAAGCCAUGUGAUACGGGAGACGGGAAUGGCUGCUAUAAGAGUUAUUGUGGAACUGGAAUUGCCAAAACUUGGGAACCGAUGUGGUAUAUGAGGUGACAAUGACUCUGAGGUAACAACUUGGGUGAUGGAAUGGGCAGCGGUGCCCUCAACAGAAUAGAGACUUCACAAGAGUGUGGGGCAAAGAUACUGAGUUCAGCUUUAGAUAUGUUAAGUCUGAAAUGCUUAUAAGACAUCCAGUUGUAAAUUCCAGUAACUAGUUGGCGAUGUUGGAAUAGAAAGCAGGAGAGAGAUGGGCCAGAUAGAUCUGGCAGUCAUUGACAAAGAUAUGAUUACUAAAUCCGGAGGAGCUAAUGAGGUCACCAAGGGAAUGCAGAGAGGGCCUAGGAGAGAGGUUUAGGGAUAUGCCCCCAUUUGAGGAUAAGAAUAACAAAGGAGACUGAGAAGUAGCAGCUGAGCAGGAAGGAGAACCAUGGGAGCUAGAGCCCAAGAAAAUCCAGAAAAGAGAAAGUAGCCAGGAGGAGAGAGAGGGCAACAGGGCCAAAUGCAGUAGAUAGAUGGAGAAGGUUGAGGACUGGGGAAAUGCCAUGAUCUUGCAGUUAAGAGAUCAUUGGGAACUUUGGAAAGAGCAAUUUCAUUUGAGUGAUGAAGAUGAAAACUACAUUACAAGGAGUGAGGGAAGAAGUAGAAACAAUUAGUGUAGACAGCUGUGAAAGGGAGAGUUAAAGGAAGAUUGUUUGAGGGGAUGAUAGGGUUCAGUGAGGGCUUUUUAAGGAUGGAAGGAGACUGGGCAUGUCUAUAAGCAAUAGGGAAUGAGUUAGUAUAUGGGGAAAGAUUGAGGAUGUUAGCGGUGAGGGAAUGAUUCUGUAGAGAAUGGGAUCAAGAGGACAGGUUGAGGGAUUGGCCUUGGCAAAAAAAGAAGGGCAUCUUUUUCAUGGAAGAUCAAAAUUAAGAAGGAGCAAAUUGAGGAUGCUAUCAAGGAGUUUUGAGAAGUAGAGGCAAGGAAAAGAGGAAGCUCACAGAGAAUGGUUUCCAUUUUCUCAAUGCAUUCUAACUCGAGGUCUUUUCUGGGGAAAUUUGGGCAAAGGCGUAUACAGGAAGCUUGAGAAGAGGAUUGGAACAGCUUCCUUUGGGGAGUGUGUUGAAAAUUAGAGAACUGUAAAGGGACUUCUGUGCUACAGUAAGGGGCCACUUGAAAUUAGGUAGCAUAAAUUUAUAAUAGAACCAGUUGGCAUUUGGGGAACUUCCUCCAGUAUCAUUGAACAAUACAUGAGCAAGAGCAAAAGAUUGACAAGCCAUGAGCAAUAAUCGAAAGAAAGGUCAAGGAAUUAAAAAGUUGAAAAUAGUGUAAUAUUGAAUUGCUUGUCUACUAUAAGGUGAAACCAGACCAAGAGUGGUAUGCUAGGAGCACACCAAAGGAGAAGGAAAGGAUUGGAAGUCAUGGUGUAGGUGAAGAAGACGUUUAGGAGGAAUUGAAGCAGAGGAAGAGAGGAGAUGAUAGGAUGCACUAGACCUUAUUGGAAUUUCCACAUUUUGGAUUGUGGAAAUGAAACACUCGGAUGUUAUGGCGAUCUCAGCAGUGGGACCUUCUCUGUGUGGACUUGGGUGGAAUGAAGGAGUAAAUCCUAGAAGUUGAGGAGCCUGAGAAACUGGGAGGCCAGGUCAUUAAGGAGCAGAACUGGAAUUCCAACUCGGAUCUUCUGGCUCCCAAAUCUAGGGCACUCUCCAUUACACCACAGCAGUUUGCUUAACUCAUUGUCACAGUGACUCAGUUAAUCCUCUCUACUAAUGAGUGAAAUUGGAAUUGAUUGCAGUAAGGGAAUUUCCUUGUCACCCUGAGCCCCUUUCCCCUGGGCCAUUCUUUAGGGAAGUUCCCAGGAGUUGGAAUUAGGGCUGAAAGAUCUAAAUGCUAGUCCCAACUCUUCCCAGAUCCAUCUUGGUGCCCUUAGCCAAGUCAGACUUGCCCUCUCCGUAGCCUAGCCCUCCUCCAUCUCGAAAGCAAAGGAGAAUCACCCUGAAUAGAUGCCCUGCAAAAGAAUGGCAUCUUAUUGAAUUAGAUUUGUGCUCAGAUGACCUGGGUUCAAAUCUCAGCUCUGCUAUUUAAUCUGUCAGUUCAGGCAAAUCCUGUCCCCUCCUUUCUUCAUUGUGUCAAGGACCCUUGAAACUAUUUGGGUCUCCUUCUUAGAAUUCUGUUUUCAAAUGCAUAAAAUCAAAUGUUUGGAUGACAAAAGAAUCCAAUUAUGCUGAAAUGCAAUUAUCAGAAUAUUUUUUCAAAAAAUGAAUUUACCACCCCCAGGUGAAGAACCCCUGGGCUAGAUGGUCUCUAAAGUCCCUUUCAACUCUUGACAUUCUAUGAGUGUGAGUGAGUCUAAGAUUUAGGAAACCAGGAUUUGAAUAUUGUCUUUAAUGUUAGCUUUGUGACCCUGGGCAAGUCACAUUGCCUCUCUAAGCCUCAGUUUCCUCAUCUGUAAAAUGUGGACAAAAAUACUUCUCAUACCUCCUGCCAGACAGAAUAGUUGGGAAAGAGCAUGCUUUUGCCAAUGUGAGCAACUUUAUCAUCAAGGCACCAAGGCUGGCAGGCUGUUGCAAGAAGACAUGAAAUCAUUUGGAUCACGGAACAGCCGGGACCUUAGAGGUCCAUCCAGGCAAAAUCCCCCUCAUUUUUGCAAAUGAGGAGACUGAGGUUCAGUGGCCUGCUUAAGGUCACACUAGUAGUAUGGCAGAGCCAGGAUUGGGAGCUGAGGGUCUCUAAUCCCUCAUCCUGUCCUCUUGCCACCAUACUGUCCUGCCUCUAAACAAGCAUAAGACUUUGGAGAUUUGCAAGGCUCCAGGGCCCAGAUCUCUAUUUCGUAGAAUUUACGGCCCCCUGGGAAACUUAGAAAAGGUGGUUUUCAGCCAACAAGGUGGAAAGCUCACUCUGCACAGUACAGAGUGUGCCUUAGGAGUGUCUGGCUGCCAGAGGGGGCAAGACCGAAAACGGAAAUCCCUUCAAUGACAAUCGAUGGUUGUUGAAUUAUGGGUUAUUGAAGAGACAAACUCCUUUCUAAGUAAGUUGUGUACACAGCUACACUCACACACAGAUACAUGCUCACACCUAAAGUGGAAUUUGGUUCCUAAAAGAUCAUAGAAUCACAAAAUGUCAGAGCUGGAAGGGCUUCUACUGUUAGAAGUAGAAUAUCGGAUGUGACCUUUGGAGGGGCCCCUCAAGAUCAAAGCACCCUCUCGUUUUACAAGCUGGAUGACCACUUGUCGGGAGGGCCAAAGCGGGGCUUCCCGGUCAGGAUCAGAUCCCUUCGAUCUCUGAGAUUUGGGGAUUCUCUGUGAUCUUGAAAGAGAAACCCAAAGCAGGAGGCUGGCUGGACAGGACUUGCUUAAGGUCACACAGCCACUCCAGUGCAGAGCUGGACCAUAAGCCUCAAUUUCUGACUUCUAACCCAAUAUUCUUUCUACAACACACCACUUGUAUGUGACUUGGUACCUCCUUUGGUACCACCUUUGGUAUCAUCACCUGAGUGAUCUUGGACAAGUCAGGUCCCUUCCUUGGGACCUCCGUCCUCCCUUCCCCCACAAAAUAAGGGGAACACCACUAGGUGAGCCAAGUCGGUGACCUCUUAGAGCUCUACAAUGCUGUGAUCCUGUUGUAGGCGCAAAGCAAGGUUCACCGGGAUCCUGAAAUGUUCUUCUAUUGGGGACUGUCUGUUGCCUCUCCUUCUCUCGUGCUCGCCCCAAGGUGCUGGGCCUGCCUUGGGAUCUACCUCCUUCCCUUUUCUUCCCCCCUCUCCUCCUUGUCCUCUUCCUCCUCCUCCUCCUUGUUGUCCUCCUCCUCCUCCUUGUCGUCCUCCUCCUCCUCCUCCUCAUCGUCCUCUUCCUCCCCCUCCCUCUCCCUCUCAUCUUCCUCCUUCUCUUUCCCUCUCUCACCUCCCCCUUGGCAACCUUCCUGGCUGCUGUUGCCUAGGGACUUCCCCAGCACGUGCCCUGGGCCCCAUGGCCACUGGGGCCUGGGCUGAGAGCCCCGCCCAAUCGGGGCCGAAGGGACAGAUCGCUGCCUCUGCUGCCCCCACAGGCAGGUCGGGGUUUUUCCUUUCUUUUCUUUUCUUAUCUUCUUUCAACUAGAUUAACCAGAAGUAAGUUUCAGGCUCUCUGGGGCUGAGGAAGCAGCGCGGAACCGGCCACGACCACAGGUUUCUGCCGCUCGGCCUGGCCCAGGUUGGACAGAAGCAGCAGGGUAUGGAUUGAAACACUAAAAGGUUAAAUUGAUGGAUGACCAACAAGAUAAGGAAUCUGCCUCAGAGGACGGAGGAACCAGACUGAUUAAUGGGAUGAAAGAAAAUGGCUCAAAUGACCAGGAUUUGAUGGUGAAGCUGGCAGCAUCGACAUUGCAGACCCUGACAUUGACACCCAAAGAGACUCUAGUGUCUACCAGGGGCCUUCUGCCUCUAACUUCCAAGAAGCCCUGCCUACCAAGUCCUCCAUCUCCCCUGAGGUUGACCGAUGCACCCGAGCAUUCUUCCAAUGACUCCUCUGUGCAUGCCAUUGCCCUUACAUCUGGUGUAACCAAGGGCCUGAACACAUGGUCAUUGCCAGAGGACUGUGAGAAGGCUCCACUCUCCAUCAUGGAACCCGGAGGUAUGUCAGCCCUUACUGGUGACUGCCUUAUGCAGCCCAGUCGGACUUGCCUAGGCUGCUUCAUUGAAUCCAAGGAUGGAAUCGAUGCAGAACCAGGUAUCAGCUUGAAACCAGGUGAUAUAAAUAGGGAUUAUGAUACCUGUUCUGUCUCUGAUAUAGGGAUUCAUUGUAUGAACACAGGAGAAACCAUGAGAUAUGGGGAUGAGCUGCUUUCUGACCAGCUCCUAGGCUUCCCUCUUCAUAAAUCUAGGGCAGGAGAUAAAAGAGACACAGAGAAAUCUGACAGUGACUCAGAGGACCCCACUCAGAAAAAUUAUUAUGAGGGAUUACUAUUAGAUAAAUGCAAUGGGGAGGAAACUCUGCUUUCAAAUACUAAUCAGGAAUGGGGCUACUUUGAAUCUUUCAUUAGUGAGAGCAAGAUUGAGCUCCUUGACCUCUGCUCAAAAAAUGAGCUGUCAGUCAACCUGUUUUCAGAGGAGGAUGUAGACAACUAUAUGUUUGAUGAUGAUGACUCAACUCUAGGCAGUGAUGUCUGCUCCCUGAAGAUCCGAUAUGAAUCCUUCCAGGACAAUGUGCGAGACAAGACCAAUGUCCUACAGGAUGAUGCCCAGUUCAACUUCUUCCCCAGUGUUUUCACCAGCUGCUCCAAGCGGGAGGCAAAAGGUGGGGGCCUGAAGCGGAGUGGAGACUCUUCCCAGUUCAAAGUCCCUGUGGAGAGUAUCAUCUGGGGGGAGGAGGAAGAGGAGGAAGAGGAGAUGAAAAAGAGGGAUCAGGAAGCUGAAGUCCAGGAGAACAAGGUGGGGGGAGAAGAAAAGGAGCUGGGAAAGGCAUCCACUAUAAGCAAGUCAUGCAAGGGCUCUGAUGCAGUCAAGUAUGUGAAUUCCAAGCGGAACCCGUUUCUUGACUCUGCCAACUCUGCUGAGGACUCUGGGGAGUUGAGUGAUGACAGUUCCUGCACUGAAUCCUCAUAUGAUGCCUUGAAAGAGAUAAAGGAUUGUAGCCGCUAUCUUACUCGUGAUUCUCAUUCUGGAUCCUCUUCCUCCACCACCACCAUCCAACAGAACUAUGGACUGAGGGCCAAAAGGAAAGUCCGAUAUAGUGAAGACUAUCUAUAUGAUGUUGACUCCAUAGACAGUGAGAGGAUGUGUGAGAAGAAGGAGUGGCAGCCGGACGGGCAGAAGGAGGAGGAUGAUGAUGAGUGGUGCCCCAAGAAGAGGCGGAAAGUAUCCCGCAAGGAACCCCCAGUCAUUAUCAAAUAUAUCAUCAUCAAUCGCUUCAAGGGUGAGAAGCACAUGCUGGUGAAGCUAGGUAAGGUGGAUGCCAGUGAGAUGACAGUAACAUUGAGUGGGGACCUGCUCCACAAGUAUGCCAGGCUGGCCCCACUGAAGGGCUUCUGGCAAGAGAAGCAACAGAACCGCCUUGAUUCCCUUAGAUCCACCCUCUGUCACAAGCAGAACUUCCACCCAAAUGGCCUUGAGGCCCCAUUCCCAACUCCUCCUCGGAAAAGAAAGUGCAAACUGGCCAACCGCCAUAGGAUCCAGAGAAUCCAAGCCAUUGAGCAAUCGGCAAACAAACAGGGCUCCUCCUGUGAGCAGAAGCAAGGCAGUGGCAGUAAAGAAGAUGCCUGCCAGAAAGGCACACUUCAUACUGGGGCUAGAGCUGCCUCCAGCUCUGCCAGUGAAGUGCAUUUCAAGGACAUGGCUGGGCCUGACUCAGUGAAGAACCGAACACAAGACCGAGAGUUUCGGAAAGGGCCAGAGAGGAAAGUGCUCCAUCGAAUCAAAUUUAAAAGUGAAGCCAGGUUAAAAAGCAAGAAGAAUAAAGCAGGGCAAGAAAGUGGCAAGGCCGCCACUCAGCCAGCCCUGGAAGGCCAAGAAGCGUGCUCCAGUCUGAAGGAGAACAUCCGUAGAGCCCCAGAAAGCUCCCAUCGAUCGCAUUGUCGGGAAGAUAACACUGCUAAAAAUUCUCUCUUCUUACCAACCACCUGCUCGCCUGACACGCCUCUGCCAUCUGCUAAUAUUGCCACCAAUGUCCCCGUUAUCCCUGGAGGGUAUCUGCAGACAUUGUUAGAUGCAUCAGAUUUAUCAAAUGCUACUGCCAUCUCCUACUUCACCCACCAUCCCCCAGGACAGCAUUCUGCUGCCCUUGCCCAACCCGAAAAAGCAUUCACCUCCCUCCAAACUGGCCAGAGCUGUGUGCUCUCUCCGCCUUCUGAGUCUGAGCUGCAGCACUCACCCCAUCCCCUCAAAAUAAAUGCAAAUCCCUUUGGAAGUGUUUGGUCCAUCAAAGCUAUGACUAGCCCUCAGGACUUUGUGGCCAACGCCCCAGGAAAGACAGCCAGGGAUUUCUCGGGUAAGUUUGGUGGCUCUGAAACAGUUCCAGCAGGGGGUAACCUAUCUGCUGCUAUGUAUAGCCCAAUGGGGAGCAGCAAGCACCCAUACCAUGCUAAAUAUCUGCAGGACAACCAGCUGCCACCCGAUGAUGCCUAUCAGCCCUGCCAUUUCAAUAAUGUAGAGGGCUGCUUUCCUUUCCAGCGGGGCAUGCUCAACACAGACAAUGGCCGGCUCAUUAGCUUUGAUUCUGUGGGCUCACUGUCAGUCAGCUCAAGCAAUUACAGCUCCUUGAGCUUGAAGUCUUGUGAAAAGGAGGGUGAUGAGGAUAUCAAUGAUGACUUCUUAGCUCACUGCAGCCCCAAGCUGGUGAUCCAGCAGAGCAUUGAUGAGAUCACUCCCCUGAAGGAGUCCACUGACCUCUUGGACAUCUCUAACUUCACACCAGACAAAUUCCGCCACUCGUCUCUCUCUGAGAUGUCCCCGCCAGACACCCCUAGCCUUUCUCCACAAAUCACAGGUUCAGAGAAUGGCAAGGCACUAGGGGUGCUAAAGGUGUUCCCAGAGGGCACUCCAGCCACUUUGGGCAAUGGAGAGAAGGUCAAGUGGGAUUGCAGCAGCCUUUCACACCAAGAUGAGACAGGUGAUGGAUUUACUCUAUGUAACCAUCAAUUUCAGUUCCAUAUGUUCAAUGAUGAGGACUCUGUCAGUCUACUCCAAAAAAAUCCUUGCCUGUCAACAUUUAAUGAGCCAUCUGGUCAAAUUAGCACCAAUAGCAAAGUGUCAAAAUCGAAAAAGAAAAGUUCACCCAGCAAGAGUGGGACUACAAACCAAAGCUCUUCCCCAAAAGGCACCAGGAAAAAGACCUCUAAAGCCAACAAUAAAGGAAUUGAAAAGUCACCCGGCAAAGCCUCCCGCCAAACUCCCAAGUCAACAAGGAAAGGGAAGUUUGCAGCAGCUGUAGCCAAUGGUGAGAAAACUCAAGUUGGCAUCAUCCGAGGAGGUGGUCAGCUCAACAGUGCUGCCACAGGAAAGUUGUUGGCAGAAUGUGUACACCAUGGUGGCCCCCCAGCCCCUGUGAAGAUGACAGGCCACAAGGAGUUCUGUGGAGAGUGGACAAUGGGGAAGGACAAUGGCACAAGCUGGACUGAUGUAGGCAUGACCAAUGCCAGUAACCUCCUGGAUGAUGACCAGAGAGAAUUUGAAGAACCUUCAAACAUUUUAUCCAACAUUGCUUCUGGCAUGGCCGAUGUACAGAGAUUCAUGAUGGCCUCCAUGGAGCCCCUUUGGAGUCCAGUUGGCCAUCAUGGAGUUCCUAACACAUACCGCUCCCCUGAGUCCAACAGCUUGAAAUUAAAAACCCUAAAAAUCUUGGCUGGAACACCACAAGAGUCUAAGAAAAAGGCCAAUUGUGGCUCACCAGGAACUAGUAAGAACCACAGGUCGCCCAAAAGUUCGAGCAGAAGCAAUGGCAAAGCAGGUGUAGGUGAUCCUGGCCGGACAAACAUAGUGGGGUACAACUCAGACAUUCACUCUCCCUUCUUGGAUAAAAACUAUAGUAACCUGAGCACUUUAGGCAAUAAUGGACCAACACACAAAAAGUUAUACCGUCACAAAUCCAGCUCAAAAAACCUGAGGGAUGAGAAUUGUAAGGGCAAACGUCAGGAGCGGGAAGCAGCUCCCAAGGACUCAGCUGGGACAUCUACUUUGGAAAAACUGAGGUAAUACUGCAUCAGAAUGGCUCAACACAUCCUUACCUUCCUACUACCUGCCAAGCCUGCAGUCCCACAUUUUUUCCUUCUUCAAAAAUAAGAGUUUGCAUGUAAGAGACCACCCCCAUUUUCCCCCUCUCCCCUUUUGCAAAAUCAAAAAGGAAAAGAAAGGGAAAAGGGGCUCUAGUAGUACUCAUACUUGCAAGCUACCUAGAAAGAAUGGGGGGAAAAACACACAAAAACAAAACAAAAUUAAAAAAAAAAAACACAAAAAAACACAAAAAUAAAAAAAAAGAAUUUCUUUUUCCUUGACUCAGCUGGUAUUAAACACCAACAAGGCUCCUUUUUCUCACCCCCUGAAGUUUUGACUUCAGUUUUUAUUCUUUAUUUCCCAAGGGGGAAAACCCCAACAGUAAUAAGAUGUGCUCAUCUUAAUGAUUUAUUUAGAAAAAGGAAAGACUUCAUGGGGGACCCAGCUCUUUGUAAAAACUAAAAGAGUUUAUGAGUUUAUGCACGAAAGCAAAAUGGCUUCAGUGGAAAGGAUCCUUAGUUGGACAUUUGAAAGCUCAUCCCUUCCUGAGCUGCAUGUGGCCGAGUUGAGAGCUUUGUGGCCCCCUCUGCUGUUUAUAUCUUUGCCUGCAUCCUUCCUUCGGCAUCCACCACAGCCUAGUUAUUACACUGCUCCAUGACCCUGUGGUGGGUUAGCCAGGAAAGCUAAGGAGUUUGAUUUUUCUGCAGGGAAUCCAGCCUACGGGCUUCUUAAAGCAGAAACGGCAUUUUGAGGUUUUUCCUGUGUUGGAAUACAAGGCUUAUUAUUACUCUUCUCUAAAAAGACAUUUGAUGUUUGUUUUCUGUUUCUUUCAAAAUAUGCCUUGUGGUAUGUUGACAUGUAAGUGCUGAAAUAUGGUGAGUUUGACUUUAUGGGAAUACUUCUUUCUGAGCAAGCCCCAAGCUGGGAUUCUCUGUGAAAGACUUGAAAAGAGUCAUACGGUUGUACAGUAGGUGAUGCACUAUGGCCCAAAAGGAAGAAAAACCACAAAAUGAUUGUGCCAAACUGACAAACAAGUGACUGGACUGGAAACAUGUUUCCUUCUUUCUCAGCAUUGGGUUGUGAGUGUUUGGGGAAUUUAGCCCCUUUGAUUUAACCAGAAACAUUCCAGUGGUCUGCUAAUAACCAACCCAACUUCCCUGGGCAGCAGCUCUAGCUCCAGGGGAAAUUGGGUUGUUCAUUUACACCAAUUUACCAAAACUUAUGGACAAGGUUAACAAUGUGCCAAAUUGACUGACCUCAUUUUCACAGAUGCACCCCCACAGUUUACAGCUCAAAAGCAUUCUAUCUUACACGUCACACACACACACACACACACACACACACACACACCUGCUAGACAAACACUAAAGUCCUGUGUAGAAACGGGACCAAAUCGACAAGGUGAUGAGAUCUUUUUAUUAACUCUCUCCUUGCCGAAGAGUUGAGUUAUAGUAGAAGACUAGAGAAAACGCCAGGUAAGUCCGGUAUAGGAACUCGAGUGUACACAUUUAAAGAACAUUUUCCAAGGAAAUGAAACAGUUGCUCUGAAAAGUUUCUGUUUUCUAAAAGCAAACUCUGUAGCUGAAGAUUAUUUAAAGUGCAAAGUUAUAUUGCUGAGCCUUUGUAUCUCCGUUUUAUAUCUUUUCUAAGAACCUGGGGAAAAUUCUAAAUCGGCAUCAAAUCCAUGCUGAGGAUGAACCGAGUGCGUUGAUUGUUGCUUAAAGCAUUUUAUCCUGCUUUGUGUCUUCUCUGGCUUCAAUGUUCUUGGAGUAUUUCAUUUCAUAAUGCUAAUGUCAACGUGACCUGUGUUCGGGAUUUUAUUGAGUAUUUUUGUUUGAUCAUUUAUUUUAACCCUUUGAGUUGAUGUCGUAGAACCCAGAACGAUCUUGGGGGGAUGAGUCAGUUAGGGCCAAAUAACCUUCAUUGGGGGAUAAGCCCACUCAACCAAAUCCCAAAAGAAACAAAAUCUCUUUGCCUAGUGCCACAGUUCACACAUCCACUACUAUCUCCCUCCCUUUGGCCCCUCUUAACACUUGCCCCUAGUUAAAAAUUGAACAUCUCUUUUACUUGCAGUGGAGAGCCUCCAUGUCUGAUGCAUUUUGAUCCAAAAUGAGAUUCGGAGGGGGGGGUGAAUUGAGCACUAUACAGGGGUUGUUAUUAUUCUUUAUCUCCAGAAUUAUUACUAGGCUUACUCACCUAGGAGCUUGUGGGCUGGGGUGGGGAAAAAGAGGUAAAGUGGGUGGGAGAGCAAGCUUAGGAAGCAAGAAAAGGCCAGUAAGGAAAGGGAGAAUGUGAUAGGUUAGGAGUUGAGAAAGGGACAAUGCUUAUUUUGAAGGGGAGAAUGUGAGCAUGGGUAUUUAAAGAGAUAGUGACUAGUUAGUUGUUGCCUUUCUGCUGUGUUCACGCGGAGCUUUAGAAAGGCGCCAGAAAAGAUACGGAAGGAGAAUCAUUCAGAAGCAUCGAAUGUCAGAACUGGGAGAGACCUUAGAGAUCGGUGACUCCAGCUCCCUCAUUUUACAGAGGAAGAAACUGAGGCCCAGAGAGAAGUGACCUGAGGUUAUACCAUGAGUAACUGGCAGGACCAGGACUCAACCCCAAGCUUCCUGACUCCUGAUCUUGGUUCAUGAUUCAUUUCAACAGUCUGCUCUACAGCCAGGAAACACACAGGUAGCAAAAUGAAUAGAGCCAGCUGUGCCCUCAACGUCAAAGCUGACUUUUCCUGGACAAGUGGGCAAGGAGCUAUUUGAAAGGCCAAUGACAGAAUUUAGGCUUUGGCAGUCAACAGACAUUGACUCUGCUGUGUGACUUGGUAACAAUGGAAUCUUGACACCAAGCGAAGCAGGUCUCUUGCUCCAUAGCUGCUGUCCAGAAGUGGGAAAAACCCAACUGGAAUAUUCCGCCACUCUGAGAGGCACAGUGGGUGCUGACUGUGCUGAAUGCAUGAGGCUGGUUCCUAGAGCUGACCAAUUCAAGUUGGUUUAGCAAACUUUUCCUAAUUACCUGUUGUGUUCUGAACAUUGUAUCUCCUCCAGAGAAGAGCACAAAGUUUCACUAAGAUACGGUCUCUUCCAUCAAGGAGCUCCCGAUCUGGGAGGGAGAUAAGACACAAACUCAGAUAACUAUAAUGCACCAAAUUGCGGACAUUAAGAAUAACCUGGGGGCUGUAAGAGCUUUGAAUAGAGGAAUCAUGGCCUGUGGAGGUUAGCAAGGAGGCUUCUUGGAAGACCCUGCAUUUGAAUUGACUGACAAAGGAUAGGUAGGAAGUAAUCAGGUAGGGAGAGGUAGGGAGGACAUUCCAAGCAAAAACAACGUGAGCCAAGUCUUGGAAAUCUGAGAGCUCCAGAUGUGAUGGGAACCUGGGGGUGGUGGGUGGGGUGGGUGGGAGGAGACCGUUUGACACAGUUCUGAGUCUGAUCCAAAGAGACAGUGUUGGAAAUUGUUCUAUAAGUAGAUAGGAUUAGAUAAAAGGAAAAUGGAUGGGGUGGGGCGGGGGGAUUCUCAGAGAAUUAUUUUCAGUUCUACAUUGAAUCUGGGAGGAUGAAGCUGGGUAGCAGGAAGUCAAUGAACAAUGAGAACAUUUCCAUGUCUCAACUUGCUUUUACCAACUCCUUUGGAAAGGGUUAUUUUGAUGGUAUCUCCUGGGGAACCAUUGAAGGACCUGGUAUAGGAAAUCACACCUCUUUUUCUCCCAAAACUCUGCCAUUUUAAAGCGUCUUUUAUUGGCAUGCAAACCAUUGUGUAUCCAAAGGUAUUACUGUGAAUCAGACUCCUAAGGAAAGACCUUGUAUAUAACAAAAAAUGAGAACCUGCAACAUGGGAGACAACUGAGUAGAAUUUAGAACACAAAACUGUAGAGCUGAAAAGGACCUCAGAGAUAAUGUAAUAAUACAACCCCUUUAUUGAACAGCUAGCAAGGUGGUAUAGUGGAUAGAGUGCUGGACUUGAAGUCAGGGAAGACUUGAGUUCAAAUCCUGCUUUAGACACUUCCUAGCUAUGUGACCCUGGGCAAGUCAUUUAUCCUCUCAGACCCAAUUAACUGAUCUGUACAAUGGGGAUACUGAUAGCACCUACCUCACAGGGUUGUUGUGAGGAUCUAAUGAGGUAAUAUAUGUAAAAAGCUGUACUAGGUGGAUGCAAACUGUCAUUGUCAUUAUUGUUACAGAGAGGAUAGCUGACACCCAGAGCAAUCACACAGCUGGUAAGUGAUCAUCAGGACCAGAACUGAAAUGUAGUGUACUUUCCAGUCGGUGUAGUAGGAUAAGCCCUGGGUUUUGAGCCAAAGGUGAAGGAUUAGAAUUCUAGCUCUGCCAAUUGUGAGUUGCAUCACCUUGACCAAAUUUCUUCCCUCUCUGGGCUAUAGGUUCCUCUUUUAUAAAAUGUGAGAGGGUUGGACAAGCUCAUCCAGCUCCAAAUUGAUGAUCCUAUGGUCUCUGAGCUCCUAGUGUGUAUAUACAUGGUACAUGCAGCAUUGAGUCCCCAAUAAUCUAGAAUAGUCUUUGGAAGAUCCCAUCUUCUCCCAUCUAGGUCCUUGAAGACAGAAUCGCCUCGGACUUCCUGCUAAGAAGUUGCCCACAGCAGAAACUGCAGAUGAAUCCAGGGGUGGAGAAGGGGUCCUAUGAUUUCAAUAUUGUUCCAUCAGAGAGAGAGAGAGAGAGAUACAUCGAUUGCUUGUAUGACUUAGGCCAUAGGAUCAUUCAUUUCAAGCUGGAAAUUGCUUUUGAGAAUAUCUGGUGCCAGAGCAGCAAUCUGAGCCUAGGUCCCCUGACUUCAGAAUCAGCACUCUUUCCAGCAGGCUAUGAGGAAAAUGGAAUACCACCUAGCUCUAGCAGAAACAUUUGUGCUCAUCUGCAUUCUUGAAAAUUUUUCCAAUUUGGGUUGGAAUUGGUUUCGGAUUGUUUUCAUUGGUUCAUUGAGACAGGGAAGGCUAUACUCCACUACAAGUAUUUGUCCCUGUCCCCUUUUUUUAAAAGAAAGAAAAGAUGUUUGAACUGUGUUUUGUUUCUUUUGUUUUUCUUGACAAAGCCCAUCAUUAAGAGUGGCUAACCCCCAAAGGCACCCAAAUCAAAAAUGGCAUUAAUGGGGACCUCAAACAAGCAGACCGGGCCUUUUAGAAGAGUUUCUCAAACAGGGACCUGGAAUAAGGGCAAAAGAAAGAACUUGCAUUGACUUCAGCUGACUUCAGUUUGGGAGACACCUCGUCUCUAGCUGGGCGGUGUCAUUUGGGGAAUGAUGCUCAGUCUGCCUAGUACCAAAGCACAAACCCUUUGCAGCACUUUCCUGGCUCAGUUGGGCAGCUCCUGAUAUCACUAAAGGGAACUGGCUCGCUUGAGUCUGGGUUGACAUUGGGACCACAUGCUCAACCCUUGAGAUGCGUGAGGUCCACAGAGUAAGACUGGGGAGGUAAGGGGAUGCAAAAACAAAGCAUGGGAGGACAGAAAUAGUACCUAGUUGGGGGUAUCAUAUGGCAAGGCUUUCAAAAUUAGUAUCUCAGGUAAACAAGUGACAUUGAUGGCAAUGGAGAGAUGACCGUGGAAGAAAGUCUUAUCUAAAAGGUAAGAAUGGCUCCUGGGGCCUUGGGAUGAUGGGGUGGGGGCUGCCAGACCCGUUUUUAAGGCUUUGGAUGAUGCUCUGUUCAAAAGAGAAGAGGAGAAAUGUUGUUUGAAUAACCCUCCCCGGCUAGCUAGAAAAAUGUCAAGUUCUAAAGCACAAUGAAAAGGCCAAAAAGAAAGAUCAACCCAGAGAGGCCUGGGAAACUACUUUGGUCUUCAUCACGUAGUGGGAAGUGAAGCAGGGUGGAGGUGACAGGAGAAAGAUGCUCUCUUUGAAUGGCCUGUGACACACUGGUUGUGCACUUGUGAAUGUACUAUUCCUGCUGUUUGCUUCCUUCCACAGAAUUUAAUGCACCUCUGGAGUAAGUUGUUAAUGUUUUCUGGUGCUAAAGGAGAGGAAAUGAUGAUUUUCAGCCCUGCUCUAACCCCCUAAGUGUUUGAGGAAAUUAAAAAAAAACCCUUUUAUUGGCCCUUUUUAUGAAUGUAACAUAAACAUUUCUGUUUGGCAUAUGACACUGCAAUUUUACCAUGUCUGGAAAUUAUUUGCCUUUUUUCUUUUAGAAUAAGCUUUAUAAAUAUUCUGUAGAGUUGAUUGAAGUAUAAUUCUUAAGGAUCAUUCUAAGACGCUUACAAAAUCUUGUAUAUUUUUAAGUGUGCCAAUUUGUAAAAUAUUUUGUAAGUGUAUAUUUUUCUUAGGAAAGUGCUGUGAAGUGUCUGUAUGUGCGAGGUUUCCUUUUUCCGCACCCCUGGGUGUGAAUAAAAGGACAUAUACUUAAAAGUUCCUGGUUUUAAAAACCAAACUAUAAAGAAAAACAAUGAAACUUUUGUUGGGAAUUUUGUAAUAAGAGAUAUGUUGUGAACGAGUGUAGUGACCUUGUGUAAAGAAAACUGGCACAGUGGUGAACUCCUUGCUGUUUUAUAGAACCUUCUUGUAAAUUAUUCUUGUAAUAUUUUUGGUUCUGUUGUUCUUGUUGCGAAGGUUUUAAAUAUUUGUGACUGUAUGGUGAAAAUGUCAUAUUGUUAACUUGCUGAGUUUUGUUAUAUUGUUUAUGGAAUAAAUAAAAAGUUUAAAAUCUUGUUUUAAGAUCAUAUAUGAAGAGAUCCAACCAUUUUUAGUUCAUUAAAUUCUAUCUCCUGAAUGUAAAGAACUUCACUGUUCAGAGUACUAUAUAGGGACGAGGGGAUGAUUUUGCCCCGUUCUGGUGGGUUUGGGCUGGUAGAUGAACAGGGGGCAUUCUUGUAUGAUGGUCCACAUUGGUUCCAGUUCCUCAUCUGAACAACUCUAGUUAUCAAAAGCACCUAAAUUGUUGCUUCUUGUGAGUAAGGAAUGUUUUGUUCAUUGUACUUGUAUCCCCAGUGCCUGGCACGUAGUAGGUGCUCAAUAAAUAUUUGUUGAUUGGUC
This is a messenger RNA of Monodelphis domestica (gray short-tailed opossum), 19235 nucleotides long. It is a transcript of the gene NEXMIF, whose product is annotated as neurite extension and migration factor. NCBI's taxonomy places the organism in Eukaryota, Metazoa, Chordata, Mammalia, Didelphimorphia, Didelphidae. Gene Ontology annotation, cellular component: nucleus. The record is from RefSeq and is a predicted model, not a curated record. Gene Ontology annotation, biological process: negative regulation of neuron migration; negative regulation of cell adhesion mediated by integrin; negative regulation of cell-cell adhesion mediated by cadherin.